This is a messenger RNA of Rosa chinensis, 919 nucleotides long. RefSeq lists its product as uncharacterized. The record is from RefSeq and is a predicted model, not a curated record. Lineage: Eukaryota; Viridiplantae; Streptophyta; Magnoliopsida; Rosales; Rosaceae. The coding region runs from base 89 to 685 and encodes 198 amino acids. The transcript has a single exon.
CAUCUAAGAAACACAGAUUCAACUACCAACCACCCAAUCACUCUCUUUCUCCCUCCUUCUCUUUUCUCAGUUGUAGCGGAUAAGCCCAAUGGCCUCCUCCUCCUCCACCUCAAUUCUCUCACCCACUACCACCACCACCACCACCUCCAUAGUCCGCCACCACUCCUCCAAGCUCCCCUUCCCUUACUCCACCAAACCCAUUUCCACUACUUUCUCUAACAACAGACCACUCACCAGACUCCACGUGUCCACCCCGACCAACAAGCCCGCCAAUAACACCGCCAACAAGAAACCCGCCUCGGAGACCGUCUUCUUCGACGGCGGGGCCCACUACGGCGACCUCGCGGCCAACCUCGUCCUGGGCUUCACUCUCCUCUGGCUGCCCCUAACGUUAGCCGCCGUGUUCCGGGCGUUUUUCCUGAGGUACAGGUUCACCAACCUGCGGGUGACGGUGAUAUCGGGACUGACGGGCCAGGACAGGAGUGACUUCUCGUACAAGGUCAUCAAGGACGUUCAGGUGGUGCCACGUUUCAUCGGCGAGUGGGGUGAUAUUAUCAUCACCCUCAGAGAUGGCACCAAGGUCGAUCUUAGAAGUGUGCCCAAGUUCAGAGAGAUUGCCAAGUAUUGCUUAUCCAUGGCUGAUAAGCCUGCCGUGGUUAAAGAAACAGGAACUAAGGGCUUUUGAUACGAUUAUAGCCUUAAUUUCAUGCAAAACCUUACUUUUGUAUAAGAAUUCUGAGGUCUGUUAUUAUUAUUUUUUUUGUAGAUAAUUAACUACUCUGUUGUCAUCUCUGCUAUUCGAUCAUGAAGAAGUAUUGGCAUCUCUGCUAUAAUGCUAUUCAAUCUCAAAAUUGAUUGGUGAAAUGCCAUUUGGUUAUGUAGUUUUUAAUGGGUCUAACUGCAACAGUUCAGUGAGGCC